This is a messenger RNA of Cuscuta campestris, 279 nucleotides long. The record is from the annotation of a GenBank genome assembly. NCBI's taxonomy places the organism in Eukaryota, Viridiplantae, Streptophyta, Magnoliopsida, Solanales, Convolvulaceae.
AUUCAGUUUAUAUGGAUGUUCGAUGCAUUAGAUAUGCUUACUCAGCUUCAACGCUGAGCGUGUAGUAUGUUUUAUUUGCUACACGCAGGUUAAUGAAGUGACAUGAUCCUGGUGGCAGACGGAGGCGAGAUUGUUGGAAUGGAUGUGAUGGUUUUGAAUUAAAGAACAUAAAUAAAUUAUGUUUGUGAUUAUGAUUGUUAAGCUUCCGCAAUAUUGAAAACUCCGUACUGUUUAUAUUAUGAAAAAUAUUAUUGUGAUAAAUAAAAGUGUUUGAAAUCU